Phoenix dactylifera (date palm) is the source of this 3690-nucleotide messenger RNA. RefSeq names its product kinesin-like protein KIN-5A. Gene Ontology annotation, cellular component: spindle microtubule; mitotic spindle. Gene Ontology annotation, molecular function: plus-end-directed microtubule motor activity; microtubule binding; ATP binding. Lineage: Eukaryota; Viridiplantae; Streptophyta; Magnoliopsida; Arecales; Arecaceae. Gene Ontology annotation, biological process: spindle elongation; microtubule-based movement; mitotic spindle assembly. The record is from RefSeq and is a predicted model, not a curated record.
CCAGUCCCUCUCCCCACUCUCUUCUUCUCUUUUUCUCCAUCCCAAAUAAAUUUUAUUAUUAAUUAAUAAUCUUUAUAAUGAUCGGAAGCGCCAUUAAGAUAACUCUAUAAAGUAACCAGGAAACGGGCUUCUUCUACCAGAAGUCACCGCGGGAUCCCAGGAAGAACGGGAUUUGGAUCUUUCUUCUGGAUCCGUAGCGCGGCGCCGAUCGCCGACCGCCGGCUGUCGAUUCGGUCGGUAGUUUUGGGUUUUCUUGUUUGGUUAUUCUUUGAGUUCUGUGGGAAUGGAUAGCUCGCAGAGGAGAGGUGGGAUGAUCCCAUUGUCCCCCUCUCAAACGCCGAGGUCAAGUGAAAAGUUGGGAAGGGAUUUCCGAUCCGUCGAUGGAAAUGGGAAUUCCAACAGCAAGUGUGAUAAGGACAAGGGGGUCAAUGUUCAAGUCAUUCUCCGAUGCAGACCUUUGAGCGAUGAUGAGAUGAGGGUGAACACGCCGGUGGUGAUAUCUUGCAAUGAACAUCGACGAGAAGUGACUGCUGUUCAGAAUAUUGCCAACAAGCAGAUUGAUAAAACCUUUGUCUUUGACAAGGUCUUUGGCCCAUCAUCCAAGCAAAAGGAUUUAUUUCAUCAAGCUAUCUCUCCCAUAGUAAAUGAGGUUCUUGAGGGUUAUAACUGCACCAUUUUUGCCUAUGGUCAGACGGGCACUGGGAAAACUUACACAAUGGAAGGAGGAGGAAGAAAGACUAAGAAUGAAGAAUUUUCAAGUGAUGCUGGAGUUAUUCCAAGGGCCGUCCGACAAAUCUUUGGCAUACUCGAGGCGCAGUGUGCCGAGUACAGUAUGAAAGUCACAUUUCUUGAAUUGUACAAUGAGGAAAUCACAGAUCUUUUGGCUCCGGAUGAGUCAAAAUUUUCAGAGGACAAGUCCAAAAAGCCUAUAGCUCUCAUGGAAGAUGGGAAGGGGGGUGUUUUUGUGAGAGGACUGGAAGAGGAGAUCGUCUAUACUGCUGGUGAAAUUUACAAAAUCUUGGAUAAAGGGUCUGCAAAACGGCGUACUGCAGAGACUUUACUUAACAAGCAGAGCAGCCGAUCUCAUUCCAUAUUUUCUAUCACAAUUCACAUCAAGGAGUGUACUCCUGAGGGAGAAGAGAUGAUCAAAUGUGGAAAGCUUAAUCUUGUGGAUCUUGCUGGGUCAGAAAACAUUUCACGAUCAGGUGCUAGAGAGGGAAGAGCAAGGGAAGCUGGAGAGAUCAAUAAAAGUUUGCUUACUCUUGGUCGUGUUAUUAAUUCUCUUGUUGAACACUCUGGCCAUGUUCCAUACAGAGAUAGCAAGUUGACAAGAUUGCUUAGGGAUUCCUUGGGAGGGAAAACAAAGACUUGCAUUAUUGCCACCAUAACACCAUCCAUCCACUGUCUGGAAGAGACACUGAGCACCUUAGACUAUGCACACCGUGCGAAAAAUAUCAAGAAUAAGCCUGAGGUCAAUCAGAAGAUGUUAAAGUCUGCAAUGAUCAAGGAUUUAUACUCUGAAAUUGACCGCCUUAAACAAGAGGUAUAUGCUGCAAGGGAGAAGAAUGGGAUAUACAUUCCACGGGAUCGCUACCUUCAUGAAGAAGCUGAGAAGAAGGCGAUGACAGAGAAAAUGGAGCGCCUGGAACUUGAGUUGGACUCAAAGGAUAAGCAAUUAAUUGGUCUCCAAGACCUUUACAAUUCUCAACAACUAUUGAGUGCAGAAUUAAGUGACAAACUUGAGAAGAGCCAGAAAAGGCUGGAGGACACUGAACAUGCAUUACUGGACCUGGAAGAAAGAUAUAGGCAGGCAAACACCACAAUAAAAGAAAAAGAAUAUUUGAUAUCUAAUCUUCUCAAAUCAGAGAGAGAACUUGUAGAGCGUGCGUACGAGCUUCGUUCAGAACUAGAGAAUGCAGCUGCAGAUGUUUCUGGCUUGUUUUCUAAGAUUGAACGUAAAGAUAUGAUAGAGGAUGGAAACAGAAUUCUUGUGCAGAAUUUCCUAUCUCAAAUAACUCAGCAGCUCGAUAUCUUGCAUAAAACCGUAUCAGCUUCUGUGAUGCAGCAGGAGAACCAACUAAAAGAAAUGGGAGAAGAUAUGCAAUCAUUUGUUUCCACAAAGACCGAGGCCACUGAAGGACUUAGAACUCAGGUUGAAAAAUUAAAAUUCAUGUAUCGAUCUGGAAUCAGAGCAUUAAAUGAUCUGGCAGGAGAACUUGACAAGAAUUCUCAGUCAACCUUUGGAAAAUUAAACUCACAAGUACUGGUUCACUCUUCUGCUAUUGAAGAUUGUUUCAAGGGAAUUGCGUUGGAGGCUGAUCGGUUGCUUAAUGAACUUCAGAGCAGUCUUUCUAUACAAGAGGAUAAAUUAGCUGCAUUUGCACAGCAGCAGCGUGAGGGACAUCUCAGAGCUGUGGAAUCUACACGUUCUAUUUCAGUUAUUACUUCUAAUUUCUUCUGCACUCUGAAUGUUCAUUCAUCAAAGUUGAGUAGGAUUCUGGAGGAAACACAAACUGUCCAAGACCACCAGCUUCGUGAGCUUGAGAAAAAGUUUGAGGAAUGUGCUGCUAAUGAAGAGAAGCAACUGCUAGAAAAGGUGGCAGAAAUGCUAGCAAGUUCAAGUGCCAGGAAGAAAAAGCUGGUUCAAACAGCAGUUGAUAAUCUCCGGGCAAGUGCUGCUGAUAGAACCAGUAAUCUGCAGAAGGAAAUGUCAACUGCUCGUGAUUUCACCUCUUCAGUUAAAGAACAAUGGAAUGUUUACAUGGAAGAAACUGAAAACCACUAUGUUGAGGAUACUGCUGCAGUUGAAAGUGGUAGAUGUUGCUUGCAAGAAGGUUUUCAACAAUGCAUGGAGAAUGCGAAAAUGGGUUCACAACAGUGGAAAAUUGCUCAAAAUUCACUGCUAAGCCUUGGAAAAGUAAAUGUAGCAUCAGUAGAUUCAAUUGUCCGGAGCGGAAUGGAAGCCAAUCAGCUCUUACGUGCCAAGUUGUCCUCUGCUGCCUCAACUACUCUUGAAGAUGCCGAUAUUGCAAAUAAGAGUCUGCUUUCCUCCAUUGACUGUUCUUUAAAACUCGACCAUGAUGCAUGUGCAAACAUUGAUUCUAUGCUCAUUCCUUGCCGUGGGGAGCUUAGGGAUUUGAGAAGUGGACACUAUCACAGGAUUGUUGAGAUCACAGAGAAUGCAGGCAAGUGUCUAGAAGAAGAAUAUGCGGUGGAUGAACCAUCAUGUUCGACGCCAAGGAGACGAUCAAUUAAUCUGCCUAGCAUGGCAUCCAUUGAGGAGCUGAGAACUCCAGAUUUUGAAGAGCUUCUGAAGUCAUUCUGGGAGGCCAGGUCUGCUUCCAAGCAGGCAAAUGGGGAUGUAAAACAUUAUUCUGGGGCAUAUCAGUCUCAACCACAAGCCUUGAGAGACGCAAGAGUUCCUCUCACUGCAAUAAAUUAAGAGUAUGCUAGUUCCACUUGAUGUGAUACUAGUGCCAGAUGUUAAAGCAUGUACAGAAGUUAAACUUUCUAGUCUUUAGGUGUACGUAAGCAUUUUUAUUUCAUUGAUUAUCCUAUUUGUUGAGGGAUUUGUGCUCCCAGACUGAAUUGUUUGUAAAAAUCAGGAAAGAAGAUCUGUUGCAUGAUUACAUACAUGUAAUGUAUCUAUCCCUCCACAGAUCCAGUUUGAGUUGUUCUUUUUAUUUUUUA